AUGAAUGAAAGAGAGUCUAUUAAAGCCUACGCUCACUCUAUUAAAAAACUCAAAAAUGAGUGUACUGAUAAAGGUAUCAAUGAAGAUGAAUUUAGAAAACUGUAUUUUGAGUCUUUAAAAUCAAUAGAAGAAAAAGAUAUUAUGGUUAAAUCACAUAGCCGUCAAAGUUUCUUUACAAAGCGAAAAUUUCUGUUAAUUCUUCUUCUUAUCCUUACAAUAUACAGUAUUAAAUAUAUAUGCUGUAAUAUUUUAUGUAACCUUCAAGAGCUUAUAUAUCCCGGACUUAGGCUGAUUAGACAAAUAUCCAUUCCCUUUAUAUCGCUUUUUCCUGCAUUAACCGAAUUGUAUCAGGAACCAUGCCUAAUACAAAACCCUUUCUACACUAUUAUAGACAUGGACUGUUGGCCUUGCAGUACCGUCAACAAUGUUCAUCAAAUUUAUGACCCUCAGCCACUUCACCAACAGCAUGCUGCACCUUUUAUUUAUGAGACUGACCAAGAGCAAGUAGAUAUGAAAAAAUUAAGAAAUUUAUAUUUUCGGAACAAGGAACUGUUUGACAAAGAAUCAUCCAAAAUUGUUAUGAAUAACAAAUUCCAUUUGGCGCCAUCGAAUCUUUUUCAAAAUCAGCAAGAUAUAGAAGAUACGAAUUUAUAUAUCUGGAAAAUAAAUAAUCUAAACUUGGCAAGAAUAUUACGGCAAUUAAUACCAAGAGCAAAAGUUGUGCCGAAAUUUGGACAAAGUACUGAAAGAUUCAUCAUUAUUGAUUCAAGUCACAAUGACUUUAGCAUUCCAGAUACAGAAUGUAACUUUGCUUUCCUAUUGGUCCUAAGUGGAACCAGGACAGUUAUUCUGAAUCCAGCAGAAGAAUGCAAACACCAGUGUAAAUCAACACAGGUUGAUUUAAAAGAAUCCUAUUUAUUGUGGUAUAAUUGGUGGUAUUGGAGACCAGUAGUUCAACAAUCAAAUGGGAAUUCAACUUUUGUUGCACAUGUGGGCUCUUAUUGUUAG
This is a messenger RNA of Parnassius mnemosyne (clouded apollo), 1008 nucleotides long. Lineage: Eukaryota; Metazoa; Arthropoda; Insecta; Lepidoptera; Papilionidae. The record is from the annotation of a GenBank genome assembly.